CACACCGUCGAACUGCAAUUCCAACAUAGGACAGUGUAGGAAGAGGUCAGAUGCGGCGUUUAAUUAGAAGGGACACGAGGCAAGUCGCUUCUAGUAUGUCUCUCCGCCCUGUUCAGUUGGCUCCCUCUCGCGCAUUUCCUGUGGCACGGUAAGUUCAGUCGCUACUUGUCCCUUUGGUUCUUGAUGAGCCAGUCCGUUCUUUCUUUCUCGCCCUUUUCUAGUCGCUUGCCGGCUUUAUUGAACACUUCCCUCUUUCUUGAACGAACCACCGUUCUUUCCGCGUCUAUCGAAUCAGAUUCGAGAAGAAGUCAAACAUUCCGGUUCACAACAACAACGACUCUGCGCCUGCACGAGGAAAUUCACGGCGGCAUCAAGCAGGAUGUACACCUCUAUCCUCCUCAUCAGCAUUCUCACCGCGUCGGUGGUCGCCGCCCCGUUCGCGAAGCGAGAAGAAAACGCCACCACUGCGACAUGUGCAGACUCAGACAAAAUGAUUUCGCUUGUUGUCGGCCCCGAGGAUGCAAAAUCCGUCCUCAUUCACGCCUGCUCCGCCAUGAUGCCGCCCUGCGCCUAUCCGGAGACACUUUCGAAUGACACCGUCUGCACAGCCCAAAUGAAUUGGCCACUCGACGGCCCGAAAAGCGUUCUCUUGAACGCGACCGUAGAACGGAAAGAUAAUGGAGAUAAGUUGUCCGGGUGGCGAGUUAACUUCACGGUAACUCCGCCGGAGCAGCCUCAGGAUCUUGCAGGAGUCUCUUGGUUCCGGUGGGACUGCGAGGGUUACUUCCACCAGCUCCUCUCAGAGACCCCGCCCGAUGGCUGCUUAAUCGAGGGAAAAGGAUCGGGCGCGGGCAACCUCACGGUUGGCGGGGGCAAUCUGAAAGAUACACUCUUCGAUAUCAGCUUCGCACAACGCGGAGCGAACUUGAGUUUCGUUGACCUUUGGGGAUAGGUCGCCGGGCCUGGAGAUGGCUUGAUUAAGAAGGGCAUUUGAACAUGCCAUUGCG
Molecule: messenger RNA, 1007 nt
Organism: Trematosphaeria pertusa
Lineage: Eukaryota; Fungi; Ascomycota; Dothideomycetes; Pleosporales; Trematosphaeriaceae
Exons: 3
Coding region: 380-952 (190 amino acids)
Source: RefSeq, a predicted model, not a curated record